CCUCGAUGACUCGUCGAUCGACUGCGAUGUCUGCUGGCUGCGACAUGGCAGCUGUUGUUAAAUAGCUGGUCUGAAGUUUUGGACUGAGGAGCUGGACGGAGGACUUGGACGGUAUGCUGCCAGAUCAGGACGGGCCGAGCGGAGGAGGAGGGCCGCAGGACGGCGGGGGGGUUAAAGAGGACCCUGCGGUGUCUCUGUUCAGGGAAUACAUCCGACUAAAGACCGUCCACCCGGAGCCGGACUACGAUGCUGCUCUCAAGUUUCUGGCCAGGAUUUCAGAGGAGCUUGGUUUACCCAUGAAGAAAAUAGAGGUGUGUCCUGGUAGAGUGGUGACCAUCAUGACGUGGACAGGAACUAAUCCAUCUCUGAAGUCCGUCCUCCUCAACUCCCACACUGAUGUCGUCCCUGUCUAUCAGGAGCACUGGAAGUACGAUGCGUUCGCUGCUGUGAAGGACGCUGAGGGAAACAUCUACGGGAGAGGAACUCAGGACAUGAAAUGCGUCACUAUACAGUAUAUUGAGGCCGUUCGUCGUCUGAAGGCUGCAGGGAAGAGGUUUCCUCGCACCAUCCACUUAACUUUCGUUCCAGAUGAAGAGGUCGGGGGUCAUAAAGGAAUGGAGUCGUUUAUAAAUCACCCAGAGUUUAAGAAGCUUAACGUCGGCUUCGCCCUGGACGAAGGUCUGGCGAACCCCACUGAAGCGUUCACUGUGUUUUAUGGAGAGAGAAACCCCUGGUGGAUCACUGUCCGGUGUCCAGGCAGUCCAGGGCACGGCUCCAGGUUUGUGGAGAACACAGCUGCUGAAAAACUGCGCAGGAUCAUUAACUCGUUCCUGGACUUCAGAGAGAGAGAGAAGCAGCGGUUGGACACGUCCGAGUGUUUCACGCUGGGUGAUGUCACCACUGUUAACAUGACGAUGGUGAAUGGAGGCGUGGCUUAUAACGUGAUCCCUGCAGAGAUGGACGUGAGCUUUGAUAUGAGGAUUCCGCCCACUGUCAAUCUGCAGGAGUUCGAGGAGCAGAUUAAGGCCUGGUGCGCUGAGGCUGGUGAGGGCAUCACAUACGAGUUUGCACAGAAAUUUAUGCACCAGAACACCACGUCCACGGAGGACAGCGACCCCUGGUGGAAAGCUUUCAGUUCUACCUGCAAAGCCUUGAACAUGACGCUGGAGAAGGAGAUUUUUCCAGCUGCCACAGACAGUCGCUUCAUCAGGGCGGUGGGUUUGCCUGCUAUUGGAUUUUCCCCAAUGAACCGCACCCCCAUCCUCCUCCACGACCACAACGAGUUCCUGAAUGAGGAAGUGUUUCUGAGGGGCAUCACAGUGUAUGAGAGGCUGCUGCCCGCGCUGACCGCCAUACCAGCACAGAGUGGAGAGGAAUAAACACACACAUACACGUAAACACACUGCCUGUCCCCUCCUUUCUACACUCACUGUCCACUUUAUCAGCUCCACUGACCGUAUAGUUUCACUCUGUAGUUCUACAGUUACAGACUGUGGGUCCAUCUGUUUCUCUGCACUGUUCUUCAAUGGUCAGGACCCCCAUGGACCCUCACAGAGCAGGUACUAUUUGGGUGGUGGAUCAUUCUCAGCACUGCAGUAACACUGACGUGGUGGUGUGUUAGUGUGUGUUGUGCUGGUCUGAGUGGAUCAGACACAGCAGUGCUGCUGGAGUUUUUAAACACCUCAGUGUCACUGCUGGACUGAGAAUAGUCCACCAACCAAAAAUAUCCAGCCAACAGCGUCCUGUGGGCAGCGUCCUGUGACCACUGAUGAAGGACUAGAGGAUGACCAACAACAAACUGUGCAGCAGAUGAGCUACAGUCUCUGACUUUACAUCUACACGGUGGACUGACAAGGUAGGAGUGUCUAAUAGAGUGGACAGUGGGUGGACACUGUUUAAAAUGUCCAGCAGCACUGCUGUGACGGUGGCCGUUGGUGUAUCGCUGUCAUGCAGCAACCUUGGAUCUCCAUUUCUGUUGUUUUUACUUUUUGGCAGAAUUUUAAAAUUUCAUUUACUGAACGAUUUGUUUUAAAAUUUCAUGAUGACCAACAGAAACGGUCCAGAGUUCCAUUACAGAUGACUAAUGUCUUUUUUUCCUUCGAGAUUUAAGGUUGUUUUCUGACCGCAGUACAGUACUGUGCAAAAGUUUUGGCACCCUGAGGAAGUUGUAUUUACAGAGCUGUUUAUCUGGGCAGUAAUAUUAGAAUAAAUAUAAGUAACAUUGAUGCAGUAAGUAAUGGUUUUAUGUAUGUCAGUGUUUUUGUUUAAACAUUUAAUCAGCAUUAUUAUUCAUAAUAGUAACACUGUUAUUGUCCGAUUUAUAUUCUCCUUCUUUUCUUAUUUUUUGUUAGCGCACAAAGAUCUAUCUCAUACCACAGUUUUCGAGAUAUUGACACCGUUCCAACUCCGGAAUGUUCAGUCUGGUCAGGAAUGGUGUGCUUGUAUACAGCUUUUGAUCCGAUGUACGGUUUUCGUACAAUCUGAGUUAAUUGCCGAAUUUUUUCCAUAGGAAUGAAUGGGGGAAAAAUUGAAUGGCCAUCUUCUGAACUUCUGCUUGACCGAAAACAUUUCUUUCACGUAUACUACCUCAGGGCAGGCCCCAGAGCAUAAAUUCAAUCUUGUUCUGACCCGCACUCAUCCGUUUGUCAUUUUUUUCUCAUCCCUCAUUCCUUCCAUAGACCUCCAUUCAUUUUUUGCCCAGCAGCCCAUAGACUCCCUGCCCAACAGCCACCAAAAUGUAGGUACUCACUCAGGGCAGGCCCCCAAGCUCUAAUCCACAGCCACACUCACCUGCACUCCUCUAUGUGAAGUUUUUCAUCCCUCUUUCCUCCCAUAGACUUCCAUUCAUUUUUGCCCCCACACAAGCCUUAUACUUUCCCUAGCCUUUCCUUAGCCUCUACUCACUCAGAGCAGGCUUGAAUAAAGAGAUCUAGUUUUUAUAGUGUUUUACUGAUAGGGGCGGGGUUAUGCUAAGUGUGGCUCUAGUUUUUAUAUCGUUAUAGUAUU
Colossoma macropomum (tambaqui) is the source of this 3006-nucleotide messenger RNA. Its product is annotated as aminoacylase-1-like. The record is from RefSeq and is a predicted model, not a curated record. Gene Ontology annotation, biological process: amino acid metabolic process. The transcript has 15 exons. Gene Ontology annotation, molecular function: aminoacylase activity. The coding region runs from base 114 to 1379 and encodes 421 amino acids. Lineage: Eukaryota; Metazoa; Chordata; Actinopteri; Characiformes; Serrasalmidae. Gene Ontology annotation, cellular component: cytoplasm.